AUGGAGAUACAGGACUUAAAGAUUGGAACAUGGAACAUGCGCUCUUUAUACAGGACUGAAACACUAAUAACAGUAGUAUCUGAAAUUGACAAAUACGAACUGGCUAUAUUAGCAAUUCAAGAAACUAGAUGGCCCGGAUCUGGCAACCACAAAACAGAGAAAGCAACAUUAUUCUACAGCGGAGGAUUAGGACACAUAAGGGGAGUUGAUUUCUUAGUUAGUGACAGAAUACUUAACAACAUUAAGCGAUUUGAACCAAUUAAUGAUAGGCUAUGUCUCUUGAAAAUUCAAGCUAAAUGGUUCAAUAUAAUACUGAUUAAUUGCUAUGCUCCAACAGAGGACGAAGACGAAAAGACAAAAAAUGAUUUCUAUAAACAACUAGAAGCACUAUAUGACACAAAACCUCAAAAUUUGGUCAAAGUCGUAUUAGGGGACUUUAUUGUAAAAAUUGGGAAAGAAAUAUGUUAUAGACCGACGAUAGGACAACAAAGCCUCCAUAAUAACUCGAACGACAACGGAGUUAGAGUAAUAUAUUUUGCAACAUCCAAGGGGAUGGCCAUAAGCAGUACGUUUUUCCCGCAUAAACAAAUCCAUAAACAGACAUGGAUGUCCCCCAGUGGAACAACUAAAAAUCAAAUUGAUCACAUCAUGAUUGAAUCUAGAAGAAAACACUGUAUAACAAAUGUAAAAAGCUGUAGAGACGUCUACGGGAUAUCAGACCAUUUACUAAUACGAAAUCAAGUACACCUCAGAUUGUCGGUAAAGUGGAGAGAAAAGAAAAGAGUUACCCAGAAGUUCAACGUUAAAAAAUUAAAAGAAAACACAAACCUACAGAAUUACAUAGAAACAAUAAAUAGAAAUCUAAAAAAUGGUAAAGCACCAGAAAAAUAUAAUAACAGAGUUACUAAGAUAGAGUGGGAAAACUGUAAUAAAAAAGCUAGAACAAAUUAUUAUAAAAGCAUGGAGGGAAGAAGAAAUACCAGAAGCCUGGAAUUUGUUGAUCCUAUACUCUAUAUACAAAAAAGGGGAUAUUAUGAAUUGCAACAAUUAUAG
This is a messenger RNA of Sipha flava (yellow sugarcane aphid), 1053 nucleotides long. Its product is annotated as craniofacial development protein 2-like. The record is from RefSeq and is a predicted model, not a curated record. Bases 1 to 1053 code for a protein of 350 amino acids. Gene Ontology annotation, cellular component: nucleus. Gene Ontology annotation, biological process: chromatin remodeling. The transcript has a single exon. Lineage: Eukaryota; Metazoa; Arthropoda; Insecta; Hemiptera; Aphididae.